This is a messenger RNA of Hippoglossus stenolepis (Pacific halibut), 5898 nucleotides long. RefSeq names its product family with sequence similarity 222 member Ba (gene fam222ba). NCBI's taxonomy places the organism in Eukaryota, Metazoa, Chordata, Actinopteri, Pleuronectiformes, Pleuronectidae. Bases 2115 to 3914 code for a protein of 599 amino acids. The record is from RefSeq and is a predicted model, not a curated record. The transcript is spliced from 2 exons.
GCAUAGUCUUUUAACUAAUACCACCAUCCCACACAAUAAACCAAGCUGUUACAAUCCUGCUACCGCCCCACGUCAUAUCCCAAUGCCAGCCCUGGCCCGGUUCUCCUCUACAGUUAUGUGUUAAAACCAGAAAGGGAGAAAGAACAUUUUCAUGCUCCAGGUCCGUAUAUCUGUCUUCAAGGAAAAUUAGGAUGAAUUGCGCCAUUAAUUUGCUGAUGAACAGCGAACUAGCUCCCUCCCUCCCUUAUCGCCGCUAAAGAUCUGUCUGCCACAAGAGUGUGGUCCUGUGUGCCUGCUACAACACUAUCACAGCACUCAAGUGUCAGAUCUGAGCUUCUCAGUUACUUUUCACCAUCAGGAAGAGUCAGACUUGCAGACAGAUUGCGGCUGAGUGGUUUUGCCCUGAUGAUCUUGUAAUGUGAGUGAGUUUUAAGAUGCAAUCUGCUGCCCUGGUUUAACAGCAGACCAGUCAGUGCUGGCCCAGUUAAUUCAAUGUGUUUAUAUUUUACAACUCAGCUCCUGAGAAACUCGGACUCUUUAGGGUGUAAGGGGGCAGAAGGACAAGUGGAGAGUUAGAGUCAGCAAUCAAUAGUGAGAGCUAAGACUAAUUGGCUUUGGAGGACAUUAAUGAAUGACAAGUUGAUUAAUGGGAAUGAUAACUAAGUCAGUUUUGCUGCCUUUGUGUUCUACCUGUUCAGCCUAAACACAUUUAAACUGACAUUUCAUUGUUUCUAGUGUGAAAAUUAUCAUUUAUUCCUUUGUAAAUACAUUCAAAAAUAAAUUCAUGUAAAUUUAUGUAUUCCUACAUUUUUGUAAUGAUGGGUUCAUAUGUAUCCAAUGAUACCUGCUCAUAAACAUACUUUUAUAUUGUACCAGCAAGCUUUCUACUUUCCAGACAUUGAUUAUGGCUCAUCCAAAUGCUCAUCUUUAUAUGUUCUAUCAUAAAAGAUAUCUACGUCUUAUUUCCCCCUGCCUCUUUCUCUCUGAGCAGAAACUCCAUUUUUGCAGCACUUUUUUUUGUAAACUGCUCCAGCUCAUCAAGACUGUAAUUUCAGAAUCACAGUAAUCAGCCAACCCCCAGGAGAUCAGUGAGUGUGAGGGAGUCUGUUAAGUGCCAGCGUCUGUUGCUUCACUCAGGCAGGCUUGUGACAUGGUGCAGCCAUCAGACUGGAUCUCUGCUCUUCCUUUAUGUUACACACUAAGAAGACACAUCAGACCACAAAGUGCAACUGGAGCUCAAUUUGUUGUUCUGCCCAGCUCUGUAAUCUAUUUUGGUGAUGGAGUGUGUGCUUCCCAGUGCACGGCUGUUCCUAGAAGUGUAAUUUCAAUCUGUAUUUUUUUCCUCAUUAUUCUUUCAUAAUGCUUUCCCUUUUCAUCUGCUCUUCAAAGUACUAUGACCAGACACGAUGUUCCAUCAAAAGCCACAGAUCUGUGUUUUAUUUAGAUUAAAUCAUGUUCAUUCAGACUAAAUCAUUUUUAUCAGAGUAUCUCAGUACAGACUCUCAGGUUGCUGCCCCUGCUGCCUUGCUAUCCAGCCCCAGUAGAUCACCUCUGCAUGUCUGCAGGUUGUGCAGCUGUCAUGUUUUGAGGCAUUAGUUCCCUCUGCGCCGCCACGCAGCCAGAACCAGGCAUCAACCCUCGAGAAAGGCUGCCGUAUAGCUACUAGCUGUCCACGGGACUCAUUGUCUCGCCAGCGCCUCGUCAUUUACCCAGCACGGGAAAAAAUAAUCCCACUGUUUAAAUCCAUAAGAGAUGUGCUUGACUGCAUUUAGGUGAAAUUCCUAGACUAGUUGUCACAUGAAAUCUUCAGUCAAUGCUCUCUACACUCUAGUUAUGCUGGAGAGUUUACAUAAUUAGCUUCGAUUUGUAUUCCCAUUCACUUAUCCUUGACCUCUAUCCUUUCCUGCGGGUGAGCCUUUGCAUAGCACAGUCAUUUAAAGUUACGAGCUCGCAGGUUGCUGUCAGAGGCAAGGCCAGAGCAGCUGCUCUAUUUAUCAUCAGGGAGUGACUGCGAACAGACGUGGCUGUGAAAUGGAAAGGCCGUAAGAGGAGCGGAGCAGGUAUGCUGAAAGAGACAGUGGGUCAGGAAGAAAACGGCUCAUCCUCCAGGCAGGAUGACUCAAGUACCAGGAAGUGGCCCUCAGUCCUCAGUUCUUAGAGGCAGAACAAACAGGGACACCACACAAAGGAUGAGAUCCACUCCAUUUCCAACCCCUGCAGAAUUGGAUGCAUAUGCUAAGAAGGUUGCCAACCACCCCCUCACCAUCAAAAUAUUCCCUAACAGCGUCAAGGUCCCCCAGCGAAACCACGUGCGGCGCACAGUGAACGGGCUGGAUACGUCAGGCCAGCGCUACAGCCCUUACCCUUCGUCUCAGGCCAUUGCCAAGACAGGCCUCCUUGCAACCAUCAAGGUGCCUACAGUCAAAGGCGUCCUAAAAGAUUUUGACGGCAGCCGGGCACGCUUACACCCUGAAGUCAUCAUGAACCAUCCCACUGGACCCUACCAAGUGGCUUCGACCAGCACUUUAAAUCACCACCCACCUCUGCCGAACCUUCACCUGACUCAGCAUAACUUAACCCUUCAACAACAGGACCCACCUCAGGCUCUACAGAUGCCCCUUCCUCAGCACCAGGGUCACACCCAGAGCCUCAGACACCCUCCCCCUAUGGCCCAGCACCCUCAGGGCCCACCUAGACUUCAGACUAUGUCUCAGCACCCAGCUCUUUGCCAUCCCCAGGGGCCCCCUACUGUCAUGCUUCAGCAGCAGCACCUUCAGCAGCAGCAGCAGCAGCAGCAGCAGCAACAGCAGCCGCCACUUUGUCUGCAGGGGGGCAGAAAGCCACCAGAUGGCGAUGCACCUCCUAAUGUUACAGUCUCUACCUCAACCAUUCCACUCUCAAUGGCUGCUGGGCUGCACCAGGGCCGCCAGGCCGACCUGAGCACCAUUGUGCAUCAGAUCAACCAGUUCUGCCAAGCUCGAGCCCAAGGUGUAGGAGCAACCUCCAUGUGCGAGGGCCAGAUCGCCAACCCCAGCCCUAUUAGUCGGAACCUGCUUAUCAGCGCCUGCUCCAGGGUCUCGAUGCACAGCAACCCUGGCACCCCUGGCUUCCCCCCACCCAACUGCAUUAUUUGCCCUCAAGAGAACGCCACGGCCCCAAUGGGAGCUCAUCUUCCACCCGGCAUGACUGCUAUGAACCACUUGCCUUCCAGCCACACUGAUCUCAAGCAGCAGCACCAACUGCAGCAUCAUCUGCAUCAACAACAGAAUCAGCAGCAACAACAGAUACAACAUAACACACAGCAGCAGAAGAUGCUCUCUUGGAAUCCGCACCAGAUGGCUCAUAUACCCCACAUUCAAAACGGUGGGACCCACAUCUGCAAGCAGCCUUCCAGGGACCCCACCUUCCAUUUUAAGGGCAUGGGCUACCCCGCAGAGGUGUGUGUGGGUCAGCCUUACACACUGAAGCCUCCUGUAGAGAGGCCCACCCCCUCUCCCCCAGUCAAUAACAACUGCAUGCCUGGUCCCAUGGCUCACUACACUAAUGGUCAUUACUUCCAGUCUCACAUUUGGAACAGCAGCAUCCUUCCCACACCCAACAGUGACAGCUCCGGGUCUCAGGACAUAGCCAUGCCAUUCCAUGGUGCAGGCCCAGGGGGUUGCACCACACUAGACUGUGGGCCCCCUGGGGCUACCCAUUACAGGCUAGGAGCGAGCUCCUCCUCCACCUCUUCCUCUGCCCAGACUACUCUGAUACAAACAGCAGAUUACUUGGGUGGGGACUUCCAGACGCCCUAUUUCCGCGAUCAGAAUCUAGGGUUGAUGGGCAAGAUGCACAGGCCUUCUCUGAGCAGGGUAGGUCCAGAGGUUGGGGAUGGCAGAACCGCUCUCAUCCAGCACCCAGGGUACAGAUAAGCUAUGGCCUUGUCUACACAACAGUUAUCAAACCCCUUUGUUUAGUCUUAAGAAAGGAAACACAAGAAGAAAAUUGAAUUGAUAACUUAAGCAAAUUACCGCUAAUGUUAAAGAGGGUAAAUUAAUAUAUUUAAUGAAGAACAGUAUUUUUUUGUUCUUUUGUUCUUUUUUUAAAAUAAAUCUUGCAAGUGAUCAAUUGCUACUUUUAUUUUUGUUGAUGAGUGCAUUUAUCGAGCACUUUAGGGAACUUUUUCAUGUACGUGUGUGUACAUGUCUGUACUGUGUGUGUGUCAUUCCCUGCUUCCUCCUCUUCUAUCAUACUUGCCUAUUUGUGUGCCUGGAUCUACAGAUCCUGUGUUAUUUCAACUUAAGACCUAUCGAUAAUAUUUUCUUAUGCAUGUAAGAAAAGAAGAAGAAAAACAAAUAGAUGGCCCAUUAAAAAACUCUGGAUGUUUUUACAGGGUCUUGUCAGGAUUAUUUUGUUUUAGACAAGUGACUAAUUUAAAUUUUGGUGUCAAUGCUCAAAUUUCGUAGUAGCUUGAUUGAACACAAUCAUUAGAGAGUAAUGAUCUUGUUUCAAUGCAAAGCUAUCAGACACUGGAGAUAGUAGUACAGCUUGCGUUAUGCACACGUACACAGUGGUUUUAUUCUUUUUAAAUAUAACUAUUUAUUUGUAUAAUGGGACUAUUCAACAUUGAUUCCUUUCUAUCGGUUAAGGCUACAUGUAAUCAAGUUGCAUGUACAUAGUUGUGAUCCAGCAGGGAGCAAAUAUGUUAAAUAGGUGAUGCUCUGUUCUGCUUACAAUGCUGCAAUGAAUUCAGGUGUUUAAAAAAAAAAAGACUUGUUAAUGCCAGGAAGGUUUGGCAACAACAUUGUGAAGUACUCUCCUACCUUCAAACGGCCAAAGUCAGGUUAACAAAGACACACUGUUAUGAAGAUGCCAUUUUAUUUUGUUUCCUUUUCAGAUAAUUUUUUGUAACCAUGACAAAUGUAAUACUUGAAUGUUGAGAUUAUUGAAGGGGAUCGGUUAGUUUUGAGGACAGAACUCUGGACUAUAGGAACUGAUGGUGUUACAAAAUGUCACAUAGAAUCGAACUACCAGUCGAGCCAGAGUUUUGAUCCCGACAGCAGGAACUUAAGUGGAUUAAGUUAUGUGUAGUUGCUACUGAUUUUGAUGUGAAGUCUGUCUGGAAAGACCAAAUUGAUCACUUGCAAGAUCACUUGGAGGUAAACAAAACUGACCUUUUGAGUUUAAAGUGAAACAGCAAAUGCAUUGUUUAUUUUAUUGUACACUGGCUUACCUACUAGACUACUGUAACUUAAAAAAUGUAAUGAUUGUGUGUGAAUGUUGCCUGCUGAUGUGGGUAGACUUCAGGGUGUGUAUGUGUGUGUGAGAGAGAUGGAGAGAGAGUGGUUGUGUGUGUGUGUAUAGAAACACAAUGAUGCCCAUGUUUUAUUCACCUAACUCCCUAACAGCCCUUAAAAAGCCUUAAGUGUUUGGUCCUUGGACUUUCCUUUGCAAAUGAGCAUGGUUUUGACGAAAACCCCAAACAAUAAGGUGAAGGAAGACAGUAAGGAUACACAGAAAUAGCAUUUCUUUUCUUCCUGAUCUUUUUAUUUUGAUGUUUUGUUGAAUAGACAGACAAUUGCUUAGAAAUUCUUUAUUACGGAAAAGCGAGAAAAGGAGUAAUAUUUUGUAAUUAUAUAUUUUAGCAAUGUGUAGUUACAGGGCUGUAACUUUUUUUUUUUUUUCAAGUUUCAAAGCUUCAGUUUGCAGUUGUGACUAUUUAUAAUACUUGAUUUGCUUGUUAUUUAAAUUUUAUUUUCUCCUUUGUUUCUUGUACUAUUGCUGUGAAAAGGAAGAAGGUCCACAAGCCUUUUUUUGUGUCAUUCUGUACUAGAGAUAAGAGGCGAGUGCGUGAGAGUUGUGCUACUCUUUUUGUAAUAUUGUAAUAAUAAAAUAAAGUUCUAAUUUAUGCUUUGA